Hylaeus anthracinus is the source of this 8145-nucleotide messenger RNA. RefSeq names its product exostosin-1 (gene ttv). Gene Ontology annotation, cellular component: membrane. Gene Ontology annotation, molecular function: glycosyltransferase activity. The transcript is spliced from 8 exons. NCBI's taxonomy places the organism in Eukaryota, Metazoa, Arthropoda, Insecta, Hymenoptera, Colletidae. The coding region runs from base 2395 to 4530 and encodes 711 amino acids. The record is from RefSeq and is a predicted model, not a curated record.
UUUAAAAAAAAGCACAAUCAAUUAAGAUACAGUUUAUGUGGUGUAACAUUUUUAAUAUAUAUUCGUCGGCAUAAUGUUACAAAACAUGCAAUAUAUACUUACACUGUAACAGAAAAAAAUGGUUAUUUACGUCUGAUGUAAUGACUUGGAAAAGAUGACCUCAUUCCUUGAUUGUACUUCCUUUGCGCAUUAGAAAAAGUGAUAAGAUUUUGCAAAAAAGAUAACUGGUUUAUUGGGUCAUUAAAUGCAGUCCAUUAGAUUGUAACAAUAUGUAAUCAUAACAUUAAGCGGAAGAAAAACCGUUCGUCGAUGUAUGCAAUUAUAUGCUGAAAAAACGUUGAUUCGCGGAAAAUGUGUGAUAAUAAUAUAAUAGACGCUUAGAAAAACAAUCAUUAGAUCAACGAUCAAGGUGAAGCUCUUUAAUUGUAUAUGUCGCUAGAUAACAUUUGUCGCGAAAACAGUUCGAACCAGUUCUUUGAGCGAGCAAUAUUGUGCAGCAAGCGUUCUCAUGGAAUAAGCUCCUUCAAAGAGCGAGGAAAUAUUAAAUUUCACCGACGAAGCAAAAGUGUCGUCGAAUUCCUCUCGAGUGGCACGCGUUCUUGCGUAAAUCACAAGGAGCUACCGUCAAAGUAUGUUACCGAUUUAAUGAUGUUCAUUCGUCGGUUUGGUUGAAUAUUCAACGGAGAAUUUGAUUAAAAAAGAAAAGAGUCAAUGCUGUGAUUAAAGAAGAGCAUUAUAAGAAGAUCGUGGUUCGAAAGAGUGAACAAUUCUUUUAUCGUUAUACCGUUCGAGGGAUAAGUGAUAAGAGCGUAAUCCUGGGUGAGUUACUCAUUAUACUCCCACACAACACUCCCACUUCGUUUAACUAUAGUAUCUCUAAACAUAAAAAUUAACAUUACUUGUGACGUCUUAAUUUAUAAAACCCCAUUUAGAAAACACAUGCAAUAUGGUCACGCUCGCCUUUCUCGAUAUCGUGUAAGCUUUGCGGUGAAUUAAGCUCCUUAAUAGAGUAUUGAUUUGCAAUAAAAAAGAAUAGGUGCUUUUAAUAAAUUUAAUCGGAGCGGGAGAAACGGCUCGCGAGCUUUAUCGGUCGACCGCUAGGUAGCGGGAUAACCUUGAUGGCCAGUUUUGUUUAGAUUUCUGAAGUGGAGUUACGGUGCUUUAAUCACACACACAUACACACACGUGCACGCGCGCGCACACACAAAUCUAAGUCACAAGCAUUUCUCGAGCUACGGAUUUGACAAUAAUUUUCGAAUUAAGCUGGAAACAGCGUUUGAACAAAACAUCUGUUGACAGUUGCAAAAUAUGAACACAAACUAGUGUAUAGUAUUCCUAGUUUGUGUAUAUAUAUAUAUACAUAUAAGAUAUAAAUGAGAAUAACGUUUCAAAGAGAAUGAGCUUAGAAAAUUUUAUUUCUAAUUUACAUCACGAUAUAUAAAAAUAUGUAGCAUCUGAAUAGCACUACUAGGAGACUAAUACAGAAAAUUCUUGGAGUAGUCCCCAGCUGUAGCUAUAAACACGAUCCUACUCCUACAACGGUAUCUGUAGACACAACGUACGCACAGACACACACGCACACCGAGUGAACAUCUCUGGACUACUCUGGAGACCUCCGCGUGAAGGAACCAAUAAGCGAUUUGCCAGUCUAAUCGUUCCAACGUCAUUGCAUAACUCGCGUUGCUUUUUAAACCAAUUAUUUAAUGCGCUGCGUGCAAUGAUUUUGCACUUGGAGGCGUUUACCGAUCGAUGUCACGCGUGUGUGGUGACGCCGACCGAAAAUGCCUACGGGCGCAAUAACGCCGGCGAGUUCUGCGAAUUGGAUGUACGUCAGAACUAACCUAAAGAAAAAAAGCCUACAUCGUUGCGCGGUUCUAACGAGGAAAACACAUUUGUCCUAAAUAAGUAUGAACCAUAGUUCGACACGUCGUUUCAUCGAACCUCGGCAUCGAUAUGUUCGACGUUGUCGCUAUCUUUCCGCGACGUCCGUGAUAAUUCACGUAUAGGUUAACCAUCGAUAGGCGUCCAUCGACCGUUUACAAUCUGUCACUUCGGCUCGACAUUUUGUAAAUGGUAAUACAAUUGUAUAAAUUGAAAUGUAAAUGUGAAGUUACUACGGAUGUAGCACUCGUAUUGCCAUGUAUUUUAUAAUGAUCGGACCUCCCGAAACGUUCCUGUGGCUAGCGAAUAAGGAAUCAUUCGUAUUCGAAGCAAACUUUAGGAAUGAAGUGAAUUCCAUUUUAGAAUAAUUUUCCAUUUAUACACGUAUAUAUGCAAAAUUGAACAAACGCGAACUUCAUUUUCAUGCAUUUAUGAUUAAAUGCAUAUGUUCUAAGCGUGAGAAAUAAUGUGUAGGUUUAAUGUAUAUUUGUGUAUAACCUGAUUGCAUUAAAAAUGCAAGCCAAGAAACGCUAUUUAUUAUUAUUUGUAACGUGCGCGUUUCUUGGUUACUGUUACUUCGGCGGUUACCGAUUAAAAAGUGAAAAGUGGCCAGGCAGAUCUCAGUUGCCUUACGAGCGAUUGCCUUCAUAUUUAAGUCUAAAUGAAGAGUUCUACGACAAGGAUUUAAGAACAUCAAAUGGAAACUCUCUUAUGUCUCAACGUACAAAACAAUGCCGUAUGGAGACUUGUUUCGACUUUACCAGAUGCAAGCAAGGUUUCACGGUAUAUGUAUACCCAGUCGAGGAUGUGAUAAGUCCGCUAUACCAAAAAAUAUUAAACGUUAUUACGGAAUCAAGAUAUUAUACUUCGGACCCGACUCGAGCAUGUAUAUUUGUAUUAGCUUUGGAUACAUUGGACAGAGAUCCAUUGUCUACAGAAUUUGUGCACAACCUUCCUGCGAAAUUGCUGCGAUUACCGUACUGGAACAAUGGAAGAAAUCAUUUAAUAUUUAAUUUGUAUUCUGGAACAUGGCCUGAUUACGCGGAGGAGGCCCUAACCUUCGAUUUAGGAUACGCGAUGCUUGCGAAAGCUAGCAUGUCCAUCUUCAGGCAUAGACCAAAUUUUGAUAUCUCUAUACCAUUAUUUGGAAAGCAACAUUCGGAACGCGGUGGAGAACCAGGUCAAGCUUUAGAAAAUAACUUUCCUAAUAAUAAAAAAUACGUCGCAGCUUUCAAGGGUAAAAGAUACGUCCAUGGCAUUGGUUCGGAGACUAGAAACGCUCUCUAUCAUUUACAUAACGGCAAAGACUUGGUGUUCGUCACGACUUGUCGUCACGGCAAAGCAUGGAGAGAAUUACAAGAUGAACACUGUCAACAGGAUAAUCAGGAAUAUGAUACAUACGAUUAUGAAAUUUUAUUGAUGAAUGCUACCUUUUGUCUCGUACCACGAGGAAGAAGACUCGGUAGUUUUCGUUUUUUAGAAGCUUUAAGAGCUGGGUGUAUUCCAGUUAUCUUAAGCAAUGGCUGGGCACUUCCUUUUCACGAACGUAUCGAUUGGACACAAGCCGUUAUAUUUUCUGACGAAAGACUGUUACUUCAAAUACCAGAUAUAGUACGAUCUGUGUCCAAUGUACAGAUACUUAAAUUACGGCAGCAGACACAAUUCCUUUGGGAACGAUACUUCUCUUCUAUAGAAAAAAUCGUAUUUACAGUAUUCGAGAAUAUUCGCGAGCGUUUACCAUGGGAAGGUACUAGAGAAAAACUUGUUUGGAAUACUAGUCCUGGAGCGUUAACUAUAUUACCGCAAUUCGCCGAUAGUCAGCAAGAACUUCCAUUUUCGAAGAGUAAUCCGGGUAAUACCUUCACUGCCAUAAUCUACUCGCAGUUAGGAUCUACUGCCGUUCUUUAUCGUCUGCUUAAAAGUGUCGCAAAAAGUAAAUACAUAGAUAGGAUUAUUCUAAUGUGGAACUCGGAUAUUCCGCUACCAAGAAGGCCACGUUGGCAAGGGAUCAAAGCAUCGAUACACAUCGUUACGGUCGAUGGUAUAUCCCAACGUUUCUCUCCUCACCCGUUAAUCAAAACUAGUGCCAUAUUAUCGCUAGACGAAGAUGCCACACUCAAUACCGACGAGAUUGAUUUCGCCUUUACCGUUUGGCGAUCGUUUCCUGAUCGAAUAGUUGGCUACCCAGCAAGAUCGCAUUAUUGGGACGAUUCUAAACGUUCGUGGGGCUACACAAGCAAAUGGACAAAUGAUUAUAGUAUAAUUCUAACUGGUGCCGCCUUCUAUCAUCGUUAUUAUAAUACGUUGUACACCGAAUUACUGAGUUCGACCCUUCAUAAGACUGUUGAACAGUCGCAGAAUUGCGAAGACAUACUUAUGAAUUUUUUAGUAAGUCACGUCACUCGAAGACCACCCAUCAAAGUGACACAAAGGAAAUUGUAUAAAGAUACUACUGUGGCUGGAAUCAGAUCGCCUUGGAACGAUCCAGACCAUUUCAUACAACGGCAAACGUGCAUGAAUACGUUCGUAGCCGUUUUCGGUUACAUGCCGUUAUUGCGAUCCAACAUGAGGCUCGACCCUGUUCUGUUCAAAGACUCUGUAAGCAACUUGCGCAAGAAGUAUAGGCAAAUUGAAUUAGUUAGUAAUUAGAAUUAUACAGGAUAUUUUAUCAGUUACGCAGUUAUCUACCCUUGAGACGAGCAUCCUAUAUAGCCUCGGAACAUUUCGAAACGAUAGUGGUGUAAAUUGCUGUUACGGCCGCGUGCGCGCACACGCGCGGCUAAUUCCAACCUAUAGGGAACAUUGUGAGUUUGCCAAUUACCAUGUGCAACUAUCGCAAUCCUGCGAUCACGCCACCAGCUCGUUGGUGGAUGAAGAUUAACCUUCGUUCGCAAGGAACGGCGAUACUUUGCGCUUUUAUGUAUUCGCGAAUGAAUUUUGUACAAACUAAUUAGGGUUAUCCUAUAUCGUUUAAAUACGAAUCGGGCCACGACGCGCAUCUUGGCAUAUGCGAUCGCCGUUAUAUAUUGAUGUACAUACGAAUCGUUUCAUAGUUAUUAAUAAAACGAGCAAAAUAAUAAAAAAAAAAAAGGAAAAAAUAAGGAAAACAUUAUUCGACGAGUUCUUCGACUUUUAAUGCCGGCCUUUGAUGCUACGCAAGUUACUGUAAUCGUAGUCAAUUGAUCGCUCGACAAAAAGAAAAUUGAAUUAUUACCAAACGCUUACUUUCUAUCCUUCGUUGUCACUGGGGCUGGCACCAUCUAUCAAAGUCCGUUAUCAUUAGACUGCGGAUCUUUAUGCAAAAUAAAAUCUUCGCGAUCGUUCCUACAAAAAUUGAACCUAAAUAGGAAUUUAUUUUAUUUUCCAAACGUUAUAACAUGAACUUUAUUAUCAAUAUUUUCUAUACUCUUGCAUAUUGUUUCCAUUUUGUAGUUUCUUGCACAUUCAAAUUUCCUAUAUAUGCAUAAAGAUUCGCAGUCUAGUUAUCAUUUGGAAAAAAUGAUGAUGUUACGCAACGUUUCUAUUUUGACAAGGAGAACCUGAUGUGUCUGUGUCUUUCAGUUUUAUCAGUUUUAAACAGCUUCUUUUUUGCAGGCAUUAUAUUUCCAGCUCUAGGAAAAAGUAUUUUAAGGGGAAGAAGAAGCAUUUCGCUGGUUUUGCAAUGGUGUGAAAUGUAUAAUACAAUUUCUACCAUCGGAUCCAUAUUGUGUUCACACGUCAAUACAACAAUACUGAAGAGAUUUGAAUAGUCAUGCAUAAAUACUCACACAAUCACAGUAUUCGAAUACUCACGCAUAGCAAUAAUAAGCAACUCGAACAGUGCCAGCCCCUAGUCGUUUACAAACAUCUUUGCGCAAACCUCAGAGAUGAACAUUAUCCAUGUGAAAACGAAAGCUCGAAAUCCUGAACUGUCCGAGAGCUUUCGUGAAUCGUCUGUUUAUUUUUGCAUCUACACAUUUUUAAUUACACUCCGUCAAUCGACUAGUUUAAAGGAUCAUUGAUUAGCGUAAGGCACGGUCAUCGACGUGUACUAUUUUUUUCGCGUAAAUUGUUAAGCAGUCAACGUUCUUUCGACGAACGCGACCCUUGCGCGAUGGGAAUAUACACACGGUUUCUCAACGCGCAAAAGUUUGUAGUUUCGCUGCGCGCGCUCGUAGCGCAGAUUAUUCGUAAGUUGUAAUCAUGUACGUAGAAGGUAUUCCAAGGUUUUUUACGUACGUCUAUGUAUAAGAGCGCGUAUGUUAAAUUUCUGUUCCAUUUAGCGAACACCUGUACAGCAGCUUCUAUAUCGAUUCCGUGUACAUUUCGUCGGUUCCGUUUGCAUUUUAACGAGCUCUCGGGAGACUUUUAAGAGGAAGUAAGAAAUUACUUGUGACAAUAUCGCAAGUACGUCUAGUCGUUCACGUUCGUUUACAUUGGUACGCACCGAAGGAAAAGCAAACAAUAUUCGCAUUAAAGGUGAAACCUCCUACUCCCCCCUCUACCGCCCCUCGAUGCCGUGUAUUUGUGUUUCCACGACGUACGCAAAAGAUAUAAUGUGUACAUAUAUGUAUAUGUAUAUGUGAUACGUUUAUAAUUAUCAUGUGAUAUAUUCGUAAUCAUCGGAGAACAGGAUUCAAAAGGAUUUUGUAAUUCCACGCAAUGGCAUUUUUCUGUCGCGAUAAAAACACACACACAUACACACACACACAUACGUUGUGCGUUAUAUAUAAUAUAUAUGUUAACGAGAAAUGUUAUAUUUUUUAUCGUAUCGCUGAUUUCGCUACACGAAGGGUAAGCAGGAACGAAGAAUCGUUCUUUUUCCAAGAAAUGUUCUUUCUUUAUUCGAUAGGUAUUAUAAUAUCGUAGAAUUAUUUUUUCACUUUACGAUAAUUGGUAUUACUCGCUUCUUUUUUCCUGCGAACUCUUCGGGCCCUUUGAAUGUAAUUACGUACGGGACUGUGCAAAAACGAUCGCUUUUGCUCCGAACAAAAGGUACUCGCGAUAGUGUUGCGUUUGUUACGGUACCAAAAAUGACAAAAAAAAAAUAAUAAUAAUAAUAAUAAUAAUAACAUUAUUUUUAAUUCUAACAGAAGGGUAUUUUAACAUUGACGUAGACAGUUGGACAUUACUUAGCGAAUCGAUGGUUUUUCAUUAAUCGGAUGCAGAACGUCGAUGUAAUCUUGUUGCGUCAGAAUAACAUGUAUUUGAACAAAUAUGAAUGAUUUUAUAUGGCCAAGAGAAUAAAGUUUUUAUACAAACCCACGAUCCACCUUCUCGUCGGUAGUCUUUUAACGAAGUGUCUUUUAACAUAGUCUCUAUCGAGCGAUAAAUAAAGUCGAAAGAAAUUAACGAAAGAUAUCAAAGACCUUGGGACGUCCUUGGCGCUUCUAUUCUCUAGAAACCGAAAAGGCGUCACCCGCGUUACGUCCCCGCCGGGUAAUCAAACCACUUCUGCCUCGAACAUUCUUUUCUACCCUUGAAAAUAAACGAGUUACCAGGCUACCUGUCUUGAACGCCCCACCCUGUAUUUUUAUACUUUCGUUUUUAGAUUGUGCGACUCCGAGACAGACUCUGAACAAAGGCGGAUCGUUUCGACAUAUCAAUUACUCUACACGCGCAAAUGUAGAUCGCUUUCGAGAAUUCACGAGCCCGGUUCGAAUUUAAACAAAUUUCCAAAAAUAUGGUAUUCAUUGCGAGUCUUUAAAAAAGUUGUAAAUUAGUGAAUUUCGUAGAUUUGUAAUAAGUAAUCGAGCGGAUUUUUAAUUUCCGAUUUUUAUAAAUUUCUGAACGAACUUGAAAGUCUAAGUUCAUUUUAUAAUCGUAAGAAAUAUGCACAUCUGUAGAUUCCACUCGUGAGAAUUCAUAAGUCCUUACCGAUUGUAAACCAAUUUCCAAAAAUACGAUAUUUAUUGCGAGUCUUUAAAAAAGUUGUAAAUUAGCGAAUUUCGUAGAUUCGUAACAAAUACUCGAGCAGAUUUUUAAUUUUCCAUUUUUAUACAUUUCUGGACGAAGUUUAAAAUUUAAGUGCAUUUUAUAAUCGCAAUAAAUGUGAACAUUUUCGUAUUACACGCGCGAGAGUUCAUAAGUCUUUAUCGAUUGUAAACGAAUUUCUAAAAAUAUGGCAUUCAUGCGAGUCUUUAAAAAAUUUGUAAAUUAGUGAAUUUCGUAGAUUUGUAAUAAGUACUCGAGCAGAUUUUUGAUUUCCGAUUUUUAUAAAUUUCUGGGCGAACUUGAGAGUCUGAGCGCAUUUUAAAAUCGUAAGAAACGUGCACAUCUGUGUAU